CUUAGAGCUUUGGUUGUGGUGUGACGAUGAUACACGCGUGUGAGAUCACAGAUGCGCCUCCACCUGGCUUCUUUGUGGUCCAUUUUUCCCGGCCGCUACCGUUUCUCGAGACUAAAUGGUGUGCAUGAAUGUCUUGGCUGACACUCCCAAGUCGAUCAACAGUGCCAAAAAGCGGGGCAAGCGCCAUGUGAUCAUCAGGCCUUGCUCUAAAGUCAUUGUCCAAUUACUCACAGUCAUGAUGAAGCACAGCUACAUCAAGGAGUUUGAGAUCGUGGUCUUCCUCAAUAGCCUGCUCAACAAUUGCAGUUUCAUCAGCCCCCACUUCUACGUCCAAUUGAAGGACACCGAGACGUGGACGCACAACCUCCUGCCGUCCCGACAGUUCGGCUACAUUGUGCUGACCACGUCCGGUGGAAUCAAGGUCCAGGAAGAAGCUAGGACAAAACAUCAGAGAGGCAAAAUUUUGAGCUUCUUCUUCUAAGAAAUAAAAGCACACGUGUGCUCCGGUUUGACAACUGACUGUUCACAUUACAGGAAGUUAGUAACCAUAUACAGUGGCUCCCUUCAAUCGCAAACUGACUAGCAUAU
Molecule: messenger RNA, 588 nt
Organism: Rhipicephalus microplus (southern cattle tick)
Lineage: Eukaryota; Metazoa; Arthropoda; Arachnida; Ixodida; Ixodidae
Product: small ribosomal subunit protein uS8-like
Biological process (GO): translation
Cellular component (GO): ribosome
Molecular function (GO): structural constituent of ribosome
Source: RefSeq, a predicted model, not a curated record